GGCCCAUGGCGGCGCGGCGGGCCGGCCCCGGCAUGUGCCCGCCUCGUGCCCUUCCUCCAGUGCCAAGUGGAAGCCAAGAUGAAAUUCCACUCAGUCGUCCCAAAAAAAGGAAACCCAAAGGAAAGACUCCAUUAGAUGGCAUUGUGCAAGCAGCGGUUCGUCGGCAGUCUGAAAGCAGCGAGCCCCUGACCCCUGAACCUCCUGAUGCCCCUCCUCAGAGGAAACGCAAGAAGAAGAAAGUACCUACUGAUUCUGAGACCUCUUUUACCCAGCAGAAUGUGGCAUCCCUAUUUCAGAAUGGAAAUGGUGUGGAUGUCCCUGAGGCUGAAGAAACGGUGAUCCGCAAACAGAGAAAAAGAACAAAGAAACCUCGGCCAGCCGAAGUGAGCUCCAAUGAGCUGGAAGUGGAGGAGGAAGACAUCAUUGAAGAUGAGCACAGGAAGAGCCCAGAUCAGCAGCCUGUGUUUGCUGCUCCCACUGGAAUUAGUCAGCCUGUUAGCAAAGUGUUUGUUGAAAAAAAUCGGCGUUUUCAUGCAGCUGACCGUGCAGAAUUGAUUAAAACCACUGAAAAUAUCAAUGUACUUUUGGACAUGAAGGCUUCAUGGACUACUAGAGAUGUUGCCCUCUCAGUGCACCGAAGUUUCAGGGUGUUUGGCCUCUUCAGCCAUGGCUUCCUUGCUGGUUAUGCUGUAUGGAACAUCGUGGUUAUCUACAUUUUGGCAGGAAAUGAGCUUUCCAUGGUUUCUAACCUGCUUGAGCAGUAUAAGACAAUAGCGUAUCCAGCUCAAAGUUUGUUCUAUUUUUUGCUGUCUAUCAGUACAGUCUCAGCCUUUGACAGGAUUGAUCUGGCAAAAGCAUCAGUUGCACUGAGGGGCAUUCUUACCCUAGACCCAGCAGCACUGGCUUCUUUCUUGUACUUUGCUGCUCUUAUCUUAUCCUUAAGCCAGCAGAUGACAUGUGACAGAAUCCACCUCUACACGCCACCUUCGGAAAAUGGCAGUAUCUGGACCGCAGGUACAGAGGCAGAAAUUGUUCAUUCGUGGGUUGUGGUGAAUCUCGUAGUGUCUAUUCUAGUUGGGACAAGUUGGAUCUUCUUAAGUUCCCGACCAGAGCUAGACCACAGUGAAGGACAUUGCAGUAGUUUUGGGAACUCCCUAGCUUUGAAAAGUCAGAUUUGUGCUUGCACAGGACUUCAAAUGAGGAUUGCUUGUGCUGGUCCAGGCUGGAGGAGGGGGAGCAAGUUCUUCUCAUUGAAGAAAUUUGGCUAGAAACUGGGCCUUCUUCCUUUUGUGUUCCAUCUGGGAUCCAAAAGAAUUGAUGUUUCAUUCUGAAAUUGAGGAAUUUCCUCACGGAGAUGUCAUACCUAGAGUCCAGCCAUAAGUGUGGAACAAGAAUCUGCAUAUAUUGCAGCUGUGACUGAUGGCUCAACAUGUUGUGUAUUGUAGCUAUGUAUUAUAAUUUUCAUAAAGAAAAAAAAAGUAUUUUUAUAUUGUAUAUAUUUCAUGUUGAUCUUUUUAUGUAUGUUACAGUUUCCAAAUGUGAUUGAAAACUUUUAUACUUCUGCUUUUUAUUUUACAAAGUAGAUUAUCCCUAGUGCAUAAAGUCAAAGUGAUUUUGUAAAUACUGUUACCGACAUAGCCAAAGACACUAGAGGGACGCAGAAGAUCAGGUGUUCAGUGCUUUUUUGACUGCUGUACAGUCUUCAACAGCCUGCUUUUGUUACUAAUGCAAACAGCAGUUAGCUUAUCUGAUUUGGUUAAAUAUUUUCUAGAGAUUAAAAAAAAAUCUUACAACAAAAGUAGCCUAAGGAAAAUCUAUAACAAAACAGAGUUAGGAAACAUAAACCCCACCAAGUUAGUAAUCUUAAAAUAAUCUACAUUUAUUUGUCAUAAAAUAUUUUUCUAGAAUAAAAGAUUAAAUUGACAGGGAUUUUGUUUAAUAAUCCAUUAAAAGAGGAUUAUUAAAAUCCACUUUUUAAAUCUUCAUUUAGUUCUCUUGACAAAAAUCUUGAUGAUGACAACUUCCUACUGGCUGACGUAGAUAAAAGACACAGAAGUUUCAAUGUUGCAACAGUUUGGUCGGUUAAAUACAUCUUCUCAUCAAACAGGGUGUUUUUGUGUUGCAAACAGGAUGUAUCCAUGUCUUGUAAUUUCUCAACAGUCAAGAAGUGUAACUAUUCCAAAGCCACUCACAAGAAUGGUGUUCUGAUUUCUCCUUAUCUGGUAUAGCAGGAGCAAUCAUUUUAUUCACUGCACUUUCUAAAAAAACUUGGAUUUCAUAGAUGUUAAAAAUGUUCCUACCUGUUUUGAUGGAGAUUGUUUUCCACCAAAUUGUUGUUUUGUGUUAGGAUAGAAUAGGAAACUUCUUCCUAAAAUUACAAGAAAAUGCUUUUUAAAUUAACCCAAGAAGUCUGCAGCAACCCGCCUUCUAUGCAUAUGCUAUGACAUAGCAGUAAUUGUGGCAGGCAGUGGGUUUUGCUGACAAGAUCCCACAUUCCUUUUCCUUUAUAUUAAAGUGGCAAAAUGAAAGCAUUGCAGAUGUGAAUAAAUACAGAUACAUUGCAGGAAGAAACAAUCUCCUUAGUAAACACAGAAAAGAUCUAGUUUGAAAGCCAUUUAUCAAGAAAAUAUCACCUAAAGCCCAAAACUUGUCUGUAUGUGUUACUUAACAUAUAUUGAUUUUGCCUUGUUUGAUUUGUGUGUCUGUGGGUGGUUGUAUAAGGGGUGCACCUGUCAAAGUUCACUGAAGAAUUACUGAACUUUUUUAGUAGUGAAGUUAAGAGUAGCCAGAUAAGACUUGAAAGGAAAUGACCUUUCAAUGCUUUCUGUGCUAACUUUGUGCUGUUACCUGAGUUGCUUCAAAACAAACAUGGGAAUGUGAAUAACUAGGGCUGUUGCUGCCCUGUUGAGGACUUGUGUUCGUUCAGCAAAUUUUAAGUUAUUCAAAAAUUCAGUGUUCGUGACAUCUUUUAAAUGCUGUGGUAAUCUUGGCAGGGAGGAGGAAGACAUCUACAAGAAUUAAAAGAUGUUCCACAGCCGUUGAAGGGGCCUUAGCCUCUUUUGUAAAUUGUUGUGGCUCUUGUGUCUGUAUUUUUGUAAAACUAGAGCUAAAUUACAGCUGGCACUGCAUUGUACAUUAAAGUGGAGAGAUUCAGGGUGCUGAUCUCCUGCAGUUGUGCACUGGAUGUUCUUGCCAUGAUUUAUUUGGCUGUAGGAGAUGAGGGAUGAGACAGGAAGUGUUCCCAUGUAGUUUGCCACCACACUUUCUGCUGAUGUUGUGUGCUUGCUUGUAGAGUCACUUACCUCCUGAAGAAGAGAUUAUUAAUGGCAUGGCUGCAUGAUUUUUCUUUCAUCUUGAUAUGGUCAGAAGUGUAAUUUUGCCCAUAAAAUAUGGAGCUCAGGAGAAGUGUGCUAAGGCAUCACAUCAGUACAGGAAAAACUUGGAUAAUAUCGCUUGAUUUCUGACAUUAAGACUAGGAAUUGGCCUUCCAACCAUCCCUUAGACAAAGUGAUGCUAGCCAAGAGCCAGAUUCAUUCUUAUUGUGAAAUACAGUAAUUUUUAUAUGGUUGAGCAGGGAUUGAAUUAAUGAACUUAAUGUAACCAGUAUUUCAAGCCAGGCUUGCCUUUCCAGUGUAUAUUUUUAGGAGGGUCUGAGUAUAUCCAUAUUUAAAUCAAUGAGUUUUGAGGUUGCCAUAUAAAAAGUACAAUAAACAGUUUGAUGGCUAAUUAUCUAUUUCAUAAAAUAUUUUCAUUCCAUUAAGCCUCACAGUGAAACAUGAGUUUAAGUGAGCUUUUUUUUUAGUUUCUUGUAAAGUCUUAGAACAAGUUUACAAAAUAGAUGUUUAAUUCUAGAACAUGCAAUAUUUGUAGAAGCCUUAACUGAAAUGCCUUUGUGCAUUUCCAUAUCUUUGUUUUUUAAUGCAUUUGUGUUAAUGAAAAAAAGUUUUCAGAUAUGUUGGUGCCAAGUUCUUGUUUUUACAUAUAUGAAACAUAUAUUAAACA
Molecule: messenger RNA, 4002 nt
Organism: Pyrgilauda ruficollis (rufous-necked snowfinch)
Lineage: Eukaryota; Metazoa; Chordata; Aves; Passeriformes; Passeridae
Gene: TMEM237
Product: transmembrane protein 237
Exons: 14
Coding region: 6-1268 (420 amino acids)
Biological process (GO): cilium assembly
Cellular component (GO): ciliary transition zone
Source: RefSeq, a predicted model, not a curated record